AUGUCCGCCACCGCGCGCCCGUGCGCGAGCUCGAGCGCGUCGUGCGCAUCGAAACGAUGUUCGCCCGCGUCCCGCGCGCGCGUCGGCGCCCGCCGCGUCGCCUGUCACGCGGAAAACGCGGAUAAACUCGAACGCUUUGCGGACUGGCUCAAAAAGGAAAUCGACAUCACGUUCAACCCGCGAACGCCCGGGGCGAAGAUCGCCGGUCGGUGCCCGGAGUGCCCGGACACGCAGACGCAACCGUCCGAGGUCGAUCGCGAUCGAGCGAGCGAUGACGCGGAGGAGACGUCGGGAUCGACGAUGGGGGAUUUCGACCUGCGGGCGUUCACGGCGGAGCUAGAGCGCGCGAUGGAGGCGCCGGCGACGAGCGAGGGAUUGGUCCUAGAGAAGAAGUCGGCGGUCGUGAAGACGGUGGAGGCGACGGAUGAGGAGGAGGCGAUGAUGGAGGCGGAGGAUGAGGGGUACGAUUACGACGUCGAGGACGAGGGCGAGCCGCUGAACGGACGCGAGUUGGCGCUGAUGUGCAUCAAGAAGUACGGCAAGGCGCACGAUAUGGCGAUCAAGCACGUGAAGAUGGGAAGUGGGAUGAAACGAUGGGUGUCGCUUAACCUCUACGUCGGUCAUCUCGGGCAGCGCUCGUACCCACAGACUGAGGCUCAAUAUCUCGAGCAGCUCGACGUCAUCGCGUACUUGAUCAACUCGUGGGGUCAGGCGGAGUACACGCGGGCGUUCUUCCGGGAAAAGCCGAUCGCGCGACGCGGACUUCCCUCCAGGCCUCGCGUCGACACGUGCGUGACGCUGCAGUUCGCUCGCAGUCCGACGUGGAACGAUGACUUAUCGGACGAAUACUUUGACUUCUAA
This is a messenger RNA of Ostreococcus tauri, 861 nucleotides long. RefSeq names its product Protein of unknown function DUF3067. The transcript has a single exon. The record is from RefSeq and is a predicted model, not a curated record. The coding region runs from base 1 to 861 and encodes 286 amino acids. NCBI's taxonomy places the organism in Eukaryota, Viridiplantae, Chlorophyta, Mamiellophyceae, Mamiellales, Bathycoccaceae.